This is a messenger RNA of Polistes canadensis, 1955 nucleotides long. RefSeq names its product mitochondrial dicarboxylate carrier (gene Dic1). Bases 311 to 1192 code for a protein of 293 amino acids. Gene Ontology annotation, molecular function: thiosulfate transmembrane transporter activity; succinate transmembrane transporter activity; sulfate transmembrane transporter activity. Gene Ontology annotation, biological process: oxaloacetate transport; thiosulfate transport; phosphate ion transmembrane transport. The transcript has 8 exons. NCBI's taxonomy places the organism in Eukaryota, Metazoa, Arthropoda, Insecta, Hymenoptera, Vespidae. The record is from RefSeq and is a predicted model, not a curated record.
GAUCCCUUGGUUAUUUCUGAAGUGAGUCCCAUUUAUUAUGGAACAUCUAGUAUAUGCAUUAGAUACAUGUACGAUGUGUAUAUUACAUGUGUGCUAAAUUAUCAGCUGAUGCGUGCGCUUCUAAUAUAUACGAAUAAAUAUAUGUAUACAAGUCUGGAGUUUGACCAUAGGGAACUGUGCCGAUUACCGCGGAUACGUUACGCCAGUUACAGUUCAGUUCCCCUCCAGGAAUACAGUGAUAUUCGUUCAUAGUGAUAUGUAAUUCUUCUUACUAUCCAAACCAAUUCUACGAAUUAAAAAAGAGGACAAGAUGACGGAUAUAAAAAAAUCAUCUCGCUGGUAUUUUGGAGGAAUUGCUUCUGCUGGCGCAGCAUGUGUUACACAUCCAUUGGAUUUGCUCAAGGUUCAUAUGCAAACUCAACAAGAAGGUAAAAUAUCUGCGAUACGCUCUACUGUUACUAUUAUUGAAAAGGAUGGUAUAUUAGCUUUGUACAACGGUCUCUCUGCUUCCUUACUUCGUCAGCUUACGUAUUCUAUGACAAGAUUUGGUGCUUAUGAGGUAGGUAAGCAGAAGAUUGAAUCACAUGGGAAUCCUAUGCCAUUUUAUCAAAAGCUGCUUUUGGCUGGAUGUACAGGUGCUGCUGGCGGAGUUGUUGGUACUCCAGGAGAUUUGAUUAACGUUAGGAUGCAAAAUGAUAUUAAGUUACCGUCACACCUUAGAAGAAAUUACAAGCAUGCUUUAGAUGGGUUAGUACGAGUUAUUAAAGAAGAAGGUGUAUUACGGUUGUUUAGUGGUUGUUCUACUGCAACUGGAAGAGCAAUGCUAAUGACAAUAGGACAAUUAAGUUUUUAUGAUCAAAUUAAAAUAAUUCUAUUGUCUAGCGAUUAUUUUACAGACAAUCCUACGACCCAUAUAAUUUCAAGCCUAUGCGCAGGUGCUGUAGCUACAACAUUAACACAACCAUUGGAUGUUCUAAAAACGCGUGCAAUGAAUGCCAAGGUUGGACAAUUUAAGAAUUUUGCGGAUCUCUUUUUAUAUACUGCCAAACUCGGACCAUUAGCUUUUUUUAAGGGAUAUGUGCCAGCAUUUAUACGACUAGCUCCACAAACAGUUCUCACAUUUCUAUUUCUUGAACAACUCAGGGUCUAUUUUGGUAUUCCAAUAUCAAAUGAAAAACCAAAACCUCAAUGAGAUAUUUUUUUUUCUUUAGACAUAAAAUUAACUUAAGAGAUAUUGUUCCGUACGCCCUAAAACGCACAUAAUAGAGUAUAGGGUUUAUCGAUGAUUUGUGUAAGCUGCCAGUUUUACUCUAUGUCUAUAUCUUCUUUGUUACCAUAUUAAUGCGUGUAAUUAUUUUACAAACAUUUUGCACAAUUAAUUCGUAUUAUUUUUAAAUGGGAUUAUUCGUGCAAUCGUAAUUAGAAAAAAAAGGAAUUGCUUAGGUAUGCGUAAAUUCUGUUCCCUAAAAGAAACAAGUCGCUGUGUAUUUUUCAAUCAUACAUUCCAUGUAAAUAUUAUUGAUUGUUAUUUAUAUGCAGGCAUAUACGUAUAUAUAUAUGAAACGAUAUACAUUUGUAUUUAUAUUGACGUUUAUAUGUACGCAACUGAUUGAUUUCGUUGUGUUAAUGAUAUCCGAAUGUGUCUUACUAGCAGGACUACGUAAGAUUCGGAUAUUUUAAUCACACGGAUCAAUGACAUGCGUACGAUAUGCACAAUUGCUAUCAUUAUACGUACAUAGUAUACAAUGAACGAGAAUUUUAGGUGUCUCUAUCCAAAACUGAUAUUUUUUAAAUAAAUAUUUGCUAUACGCACAUCUGAAAAAAAUCUUUCGUUUGCUCGAAAGUAAAAUAUAUUUUCAGAUCGAAAUAUUUAUUAUAUUUUGAGCGUCCACAUUGUAAUUGCCAAUAUACAUGUAUAUUUGUUAUGUUUACAAGAAGAAUUAAUUAUUAUACAA